GAAACCCUAAUUUGCGCUCGACAGCACCUCCAUGGCUCUCACUCACUUUGCAGAAGAGGAAGGAGAAGAAAAGAAAGCUCGAAUUUGUGUCAUGCCUGUUCUCUGUUGAUGGAUUACACCCCAGCCUUAUCUGUCUUGUGACCAUGAUCAUGCCCACAAUCUCUGCUGCGUAUCAGGAUUUGAAGGGCUGGGGGUGUUUGUCUGACGAGGAUCAUACGUAGCCCCACUCUGCAGUUGAAAUGCACAUGGGGCUCGCUGUGUGGAGCGGGCUCUCUGCCCAGUGUUGUCCCACGCUGCCAAUUCUCCGCACUCACAGUAGUGGAGCCAGCAGCAUUGUUCCCUCAAUUGCAAGCAGAACCAAUUUUUGGGAUGGCCGGGUUGAGGUGUGGCGACGACGCGAACGUGCUGCAGGAUGGGAAUGUGGCUGGUUUGUGGAGAGUGUUGCAGAAUCCAUGUCUAUACGGAGGGGGAUGUUAGUUGUGACGAAUGCUAGUAAAAGGAGGCGGUGGAAAAGCGAGCCCUUGGUGAAUGGUAGCGUAACAAAGAGAGCACUGCAUAUCGUCAAAAUCUUACGCUCAUCGAGUAAUCUUUUGCCGGAUGAAAUCGAUGCAACUUUGCAGAAAUGGGUGACCAGUAUGCAGCCGAAUCGAAAGGAUUGGCUUACUGUGCUGAAGGAGUUUGACAACAGGUUGGAACGACUUCUCUACUUAAAGAUAUUCGAAUGGGGGCUCCUGCAAAGCUGGUUUGAGGCGGGCGUUCGAGACUAUACCAAAUUGAUUGAUAAGUAUGGCAGGGAAGGGAAUGUCGUUGAAGCGGAGCAGAUGUUCCGCAUUAUGGAAGAACGCGGAAUACCGGCGGAUUUAGGUGCUUUCACCGUGCUGAUAGCAGCUUAUGGACGGGCUAAAAUGCUGGAAAAGGUUAAGCAAGUACUGCAGGAUGUGUCGCUAGCAGGUCUGGAACUAGAUGCCGUUUUUUACAAAACUGUGAUUGUAGCUUACGGAAGCGUAGGAAUGCCUAAAGAAGCGGAGGAUGUAUUAAGCAGCAUGGAAUCAGCUGGGGUGCCAGAUGGGAAAGACGCCUACCUUGCUUUACUGAAUGCAUAUGGGAGGCUAGGCCAUGCUUCUGACGCCCAAAGGGUAUUCGACCGAAUGCAUUUGAAGGGUUUUAGAGGGGAUUUGAAAGCUUUUACUGCACUGUUGGAAGCUUACAGCAAUGCACAAGACUAUGCAAACGCAGAGCUCGUCUUUCAGAGCCUCAGAGCGGCAGGUCUAAAACCUGACGAUAGAGCACUCGCAAGUAUGGUUUCAGUCUAUGCCAAAGCGAACAUGUUAAACAGGGCUGCGGAGGUCAUAGUGGAGUUGGAGGGUGCUGGGAUGAGAUUUGGGCCAGUUACUCUGACGUCCCUAAUUGGAUGGUUUGGUAAAGCUGGGCUGGUGGAGGAGGCCAAGCAUUGCUUCCAGGAAUUGAAACGAAAGCGCCUGCCCAUUUCAGGAAAAGCAUAUGCAAAUAUGUUUGCUGCCUAUGCUCGAGCUGGUGAGCUUGAAACUGCUGGCAGCAUCUGGGCCAGUAUUGAAGAAGCCGGAAUCGAACUAGAUCACCGCGAAUGUGCAGUCAUGGCGGAGGCUCUGCUAGCUGGGAAGGUCCAUGAACAGAGCGUCGAGAUCUUCUUUGAAGCGUUGCAAGCCCGAGGGUGGAAGUCACUGACAGCUGUGGAGGUUGCAGUCGCUGAUCGCAGCCGAGGGUGCUAUUUCCACGAAAGCAAGCAUGGUAUGGUAUGUUGAUGUCUUGUGUAAAGGAGGCAAGUAUGGCUGGAGAUGAGAUCCAGUGUGGCGGACAAGAAGUAUAUACUGUGUUCCUCCACGAUAUGAUUGGAGUGAGGAAUAAUGAUGGAGAAUGAGGACACGCAUCCAAUUGAGUUGCUGCAGCCAGCGUGUAGACGCGUUUUAGCAAUGGAUGCGUUCAUGUGAUUGGUUGUGUGAGAAAAGGAAUCGGAAAUGUGUUGAUACAUAUGGAUUGGAGGUGGAUGAUUAGAGGGUAAUAUUACACGGCGGUACAACAUCUGUGCGUGUCAUUUCGGAGACAUCUGCGCGAAGUAUUGACCCACAUGGAUUGAAGGUGGAUGUUUGGAGGGUAAUAUGCGAUGGUGGAAGAGCAGGAGUACAUGUCUCUUCGGAGACAUGUGAUAAAAUUGGAACGAUACAGAGAAGAUUAGCAUGGCCCCUGCGCAAGGAUGACACGCACAAAUCGAGAAAUGGUCCAAAUUUUUUCCUUAACUUUUCGCUGAUAGCCAAAGGAGCAAAUUAGUGAAGCUAUUCAUCAAAAAUGAACGUUGGCUCUAAGACAUGUUUGUUGUUCUCUCUCUGAAUUUGGAGGCUAUUUGCUGUUCAGCUAUUAUAGCUGACUAAGUGAAUCUCUGGUGUUAUUCUUCUUGAAGCGAAAACUUUGAUACACAUUUUAGCCCAAAAAGUAGCUUGCUGAGCGCUUCAUAGCGCUUGGAUUGUCAACUCAGAUUCUUCUGAGUUACAAUGAAUAAGCCUCAAUUGAAAUCAGUCAACGAAUUGUGGACAAAAAAAGCUGCCAGUUUUUAGCGUGA
Molecule: messenger RNA, 2593 nt
Organism: Physcomitrium patens
Lineage: Eukaryota; Viridiplantae; Streptophyta; Bryopsida; Funariales; Funariaceae
Molecular function (GO): protein binding
Source: RefSeq, a predicted model, not a curated record